CUUUGAUUGUGCUACUGCGCUGCACUUUGUGCAGAUACAGUGAUGAUAAAUACAUUCAUUGCGUGCAGUUUUAGUUGGCAGACGAAAUGUGCAUUUUCUCGAAAUUCUUAGCUAUUACGGAAGUGGUAGAGUUUUAUUUUUAGGACAAUUAAACAUGAAUCCUGUGCAGUGAGUAAAGCUACAAAACUAGAAAUGGAUGCCAAAGUGGCAAAUCGUGGCUGUACCAGACCUUUUCACAAUUAAAAAUACUUGCAGUAAACAUGUCUAGUCAUUGGAUGCAUGAUAAACAACAGAUGGAAAUAUAUGUAUUAUGAUGUUUGUAUGCUUGUGAUGACAACGAAUAGUUUCAAUAUCACCAAUAUUCUACUUGGAAUCACACAGGAAAACAAACCAACAUGAAUGGGGCAGGAGUUGUUACCCCUCCUCCAAAGCCCGCUCCCAAGCCUCUUGCUAAGCCCAAACUGCCAAGACGAUCAACAAGCGAUGCUAUACUUGUCCCAACAGUCAAACCAACCACAAGUCCUAAACCACCACCACCAGUCGCCCAAAAGCCCAAACCUAGCCAGCCUCCAGUCACUUCCCCCAAACCUUCUGCUGCGAUAUCAACAAGGCCCAAUCCGAGAACUUCUCCUGGAACAACUCCUGUGGUGACCAAUGGUGGAAUUCCGCCUCCUGUAGCAUCUAAGCCCAAACCAAAGCCUCUCGUCAAGAGCAAAACUUGGAUUGCCUCACCACAACAGUCUUUGGACCUUGAAGAAAGUUCCAAAACAAGUGAGGCGAUAUCCGAGAGAAACAGUACUACUAAUACUUCUGGGGACCCUGUCAGUGAAGCUGCUGUCAGUAAAGCUGCCUCAGGGAUUCCACCAAAAGAUGAGACUGAGAAAGCAGAAUCAGACAAUGUACCGGAGAAAAAUAUAGACAAUAUAUCUAUUCCUGUUGAAGAAAGGAAAGACAUUCCAGCUGGUGCUGACCAAAGUAUUCAAUUCACUAGUGAGGUAUUAAGAAACUCAAAUGCUGCUAGCUUACAAAGCCAUGUUACAGAGGAACCACAGCAUUGUGAGAAUUCACAGAGUAAUUCUAUAGACAGUACUGCUGCAGACCCUUCCAAUUUACCCAUUAAUGUCUCUGAUAUUUUCGAAGACUCUUCACAAUUUCCAUCGCCUCAUUACAAUGAUGGUAUCAAAAAUGACAGUUCUUCUGCAGAUAGUAGCUUAGAGACUGCUGAUAUUCCUAAAGCCCAACCCAGUGAAUCAUCAGGAGUUGCUGACAGAGAGUUGGGAGCUGUGCAAGACAGCACUUGUAAUGCGAAUGCCUCAUCCGAAAUCACUGCCAACUCUGUUCCUACGUCCGACGUAGAACAGGAAAGUAGUUCAACAGAUCCUGCAUCUCGGCAUGAUGAUGAUGAUGAUGAUGCAUUUGUGGAAAGUGGAGCUUCCUCAGGGAAGGAUGAACCUAUAAAAUUGCCAAAGCCUCCUGUUCCUGCCCCUAGAAAAUCUCUGUCAAGUGUAAAUUCUGAAGCAUCAUCUAUAGACUCGUAUGAUUUAUUAAACACUGGCAGUUCCUUUAAGAGCCACAGAUCUUCCAACUCUGUCCGCAGCCAGGGAAGUAGCCGUCUUGGUUCAGACAGUGAGGACGAAUGCGGUGUCUUUGAGAUCCAGCCGGACAUCCCGGAGGAAGACGAAGAAGCAGAAGAAGCAAGGCUUCAUAAACAUAGCACUGGACCUGAUGAUGAAGAUCAUUUGAAAGAACAGAACAACCGCUUCAGUGUUUUUGCAGAUCUGCAAGAACGGGAAGGACACAUUGCAGAGAACAAUGAAGACAUUGUCCUUGUGUCACUGAAAGCUGGUGUCCAAGACAAAAGUGAGAUUGAGAAUGAAAUUGAAGCAAAGCACAGUGACCAGAUUGUUUCUGACAAUGGGAAUAACAUUUCUCAAGAAUGUAAUGAGGAACAGUCUGCAUCAAAUUCUGUUGUUGUAGUAGGUCAGGUUGAAGACCCUGUAGCCAGUGAAAAGGACAAAGACACCACAGAAAAUACUGAGGAUCCAUUGAAAGUGCAGGUAGAUGUUGAUGUGACUAAGGUAGAUGAACAUGUUGGAUUAACUGCUCAGGAUAUACCUGUUUCCUACCCUGAAGAAUUAGAAGUCAGGGAGCCAGAAGGUAUUUCUGAAAUUGAGGAAGUGAAAACGCAAGAAAAUCAGACACAUCAAAAAAGAGAAGAAGUCGAAGGGUCACUUGGACGAGAAUUGUCUUCUGGAGGAGAAAAUAGUGAGGAAGAAUUUGAUGAGAUGGGUAAGCGGGUAUUUUCACUAUCAAGGAAGAAGAAGCCUGGAGUGCUGAAGUAUUCCUCAGGAGAAUUCCAUGAGCAGUAUGAAGGCGCCGGACAGGAGAAGAGUGUUCCUGAAAAUUCUAAAAGCAAAGACCACAAGAAAAAACCUAAAAAGGAUCAAAAGAAGGGUAAGAAAGAAGUGACUGAAGAAAAUAAUGUGAUUGAAGAUGUUCAUGAUGAAUCGGCUGCAGCUUGUAAAGAGGAGCUAGGUGCCAGUUCUGAUGAAGACAGACCAUCCAAGCCCCCAAGGAUGCGUCCUGGGGCGACGCCUGAAGAACUUGAAGUUGGGAGAGCAUCUACUACUUCAGAUGUCUCCACUGGCCCUUUAGAAGGUGAAGAUACAGUAAGACCUAUGCCCUCUCCAAGAGUUUCUUUGCCUGUACCAUCUCGACCAAAGAUCAGUCUAAGUCAUCGGGUCGGGAGUCUAUCCUCGCAAAGUGACGACGAUCAGAACACUUCCAUCAUCAAUGAUGAUGAAGAGGCUGCCAUUGAUGCAACCAGUGACUCAUUCAGAGAGGAUCAUACGGUCAAUGGUGUAGGAGCAGGAGCUAUUGUGACUCGUGUUGAUUCUGAUGGAGAAGAAGAAGUGUUCAUAGGUGGUAUGCCAUCAACCUCCAUGUGUACACAAACAGCUUUUGCAGAUCAGGCCUCCCUAACCUCCUCAGCAGACGGUUCUCAAGAGGUGAGGACCUUGCAACAAGGGAACAAUGACCAACAAUUCCGUCACUUUGCUACCAUCGAGCCAGUGGGAGAUGCAGCACAAAAGAAAGAAAGUCCCUCAGCAGAUGUCCUUGCUGACAGUUCAACCCUUAUGUCAGGACCCACAGACACCCUCACCACACUUAGUGAAAAUCAGUCUAUCACCAUUAGUAUCACCGAGUCAGAACCUCUAAGUGACAGUACAGAGUUCCUGUCACAGCCUUCAGAACACGCUCUCAACAAGCCCUGGUCUGAAGUGGCCGCAGUGACCGUUGCCGUCACAACAAUGCCAGAACCUCUGGUUCCAGAAUUCACCCGUGUAGAGGGGGAUUCCUCGACAACAAGCAGCUCUUCAUCCUUGGUCCCAUGCCAACCCAGCGCCCAAGAAAACACAAGCCUCGAUUCAAGUCAGGAUGACUGUGAGGAGGAUGAUGAAGAUGAUGAUGAUGACGACACUAGGAAUAUGUAUGACAAGAUCGACAUUUAUGAUGAGAGCUACAAAAAGAAAGACUGGAAAUAUAGAGAGACUGAGAAGGAGAUCAGAAUGAUCACACAACCUGAUCCAGAAAAUGAUGAUGAGGCAGCUGAAGCUAAGGACACUGUCAGCCAUCUUUCGCAGUCAUCCUUGGCUACUACAGCCUCGGAGCAAGAGUACAAGUCCAGCUUUGGUGAGCGCCCUCAUCGGAUCCAGAGAAGGAAGGGUUCUGAAGACUUUGUCCGGUUGUCAAGAAUAAGUCGAGAACGGACAAUACAACUUCACCGACAGGAUGGAACCUAUGGCUUGAGGAUACAGAAGAGCAAACCAGUGGUUAUAACGAACUUAGACCCAGGUGGUCCAGCGGAGAAAGCCGGGUUGAAGAUCGGAGACAUGGUCCUGAAAAUCAACGGUCAAGAUGUGAGACAAGUACGCCAUUCAGAAGUGGUCAAGCUAGCCACUGAAGCUCCUGAGCCCUUGGUGCUUGUUGUCGGGACUAUGGUAUGCCACAGUCUCAACCUCCGCAGUGAUCAGACGAUCAUGAGUGGAUACAUGCACAAGCUAGCAAGCACCGGUAUGAUCAAACAAUGGAGGAAACGAUGGUUCGUUCUGAAACAUGACCACUGCCUGUACUACUACAAGACUGAAGAUGAUAUCCUACCCCAGGGAGCGAUAGUACUACAGAACUACACAGUAACAAAGGCGAGGGACGCUGGCAAGCAGUUCUCUUUCAAAUUAACCAAAGAGGGCGCCAGGACAUAUGUCUUCUACACCUCCAAUGAGGAAGAAAGGAGCAGUUGGGGCAAAGCGAUCAACGAUGCAGCCAACCCGAACCACAAGACAGACGUCUGGCUCGAUAUCAGUACCCACAACGUUAGUAUACCGGCCCUGUCCAUAAAGGACCCAGAGUGCACUGGGUAUCUUACCAAGUGGAACGGCAAGAUGAAGAAUCCUCGGAGACGCUACUGCGUCCUCAAAGAUGCCUGUCUCUAUUACUUCAAGGAGAUGAACGCGUUGGAAGCACAAGGUGUGGUCCAUCUCCAUGGUUACAGCCUUCAAGAGACAGAGCUGAAGGGUAAGAAGUUUGCCUUCAUCCUCAAACCACCCGACGAGGAGCUUCGAGAAUUCUACUUCUUUGCUGAUCAUGACACGGAUCGGAAAAGAUGGGUAGCUGCCCUUGCGUCCUCCAUCGGACGUUGGAUUUCCACCAAUAAUCCUGAAGACGGGGAUGAUGAUGGAACGGAGAUGUAUAUAUGAGACCAGAGAGUCGUCAGCGUUCAGCUUCAUUACAACAUCCUCAAUGAGGAUUUGUAAAUGAAAUCACAUUCUUGAGCAAUUUGGGGACCGGACAUGUAUACACAAAAUGUUGCAUAACUGGAGAACCACAGAUGUUGCCAAUUUGGCUUUAUAAGCUGCGGAGACUUGUAAGAAAAAAAGGUUAUGAAACAACAUGGCAUCAGCUUUUUGUGUUGUGACCAUAUUCAGUAGGGGGACACUAAAUUUCAGUGAGUAUCGAUAACAAAAAUUGGGUCACAGAACAGGAUUUUUUGUUAUAAUUGUUUCUUGCCUUGAAAAUGACUAUCAUAAGGAUGCAGAAUUUUAGCCACAAAUGUAUUCAUAAAUCAGAUCAUUGCACUUUGGUACAGUGAAUGAUUUUUGCUAACAAAGUGCCAUCAUGAUUAAUAAUCAUCAGGUUUACUUGUAUGUUAGUAUCAUUUAUCAUUCUUGCAUUCAUAACUUACUUUUAGAAGGUCAAAG
Messenger RNA from Lytechinus variegatus (green sea urchin), 5258 nucleotides. Its product is annotated as protein piccolo-like. NCBI's taxonomy places the organism in Eukaryota, Metazoa, Echinodermata, Echinoidea, Temnopleuroida, Toxopneustidae. Gene Ontology annotation, molecular function: protein binding. The record is from RefSeq and is a predicted model, not a curated record. Bases 396 to 4757 code for a protein of 1453 amino acids. The transcript has 12 exons.